Molecule: messenger RNA, 2033 nt
Organism: Saccoglossus kowalevskii
Lineage: Eukaryota; Metazoa; Hemichordata; Enteropneusta; Harrimaniidae
Product: coiled-coil domain-containing protein 78-like
Cellular component (GO): cytoplasm
Source: RefSeq, a predicted model, not a curated record
AUACUUGUGUGAAGCAUGUGGUUGCUAUGCAGAUGUAUGAAUUAUGUAAGCAUGAUGUGAAUGACUUACUAGAAAUAAAAAAUACAUCCAAAUAUAUUAAUUCUGUAGGUAUAGAAGAUAUUAUCAUGCAAUUACAGAAGAUUCCAGUGAAGACAUCUGCAGGUGCAACUGCUAUAUUGAAACAAGCAUGGUCCCAAAAAAGUUUUAGUGGUCUAAAAAAUACUGUUACUGUUGUUGUGGUGGAACUGACAGCUAUCUAUGACAAUGUUAUCCAUUCUACCAAAUCCUGGUUUACAUUUAUUGACAUGUCAUUGGAAAUACAGCUAGCUAAUUCUGAAGGCAAUCUAAUGGAUAACAUUUUAAGAACUUUGCAACUGGCACCAGGGCAUAAAGCUAUGAAUUCUGGUGAGGUUCAAUUUGUAAGGUUAUUCCAAGAUAUACUUGGUGGUAAUUGUUGUACUGCAGCUAUGUUGCACUUCUAUCCUGCAGUUGGCAUUUCUACCACAUCUAUGCUGUACAUAGCCAAGCAGUUAUCUUCCAUCAAAAACUACCCAAUAACAAACACAACAGUUGCUGAGAUUCUGUUGACGAGAUAUCUAACCAGAAUAAAUAAACUAGAGCAACAAAUCACUCAAUUAUCCACCCAAAGAGAACACAUAGCAGCAAAAAAAGCAGAUAAACAGCAGAACAUGAAAAACAAAGAUGAUUGGUUGACACAAAAAUACAAGUUGGAGAAUCAACUCAGAGUAUUACAAGAUAAACUGAAAGAAAUGGUCAAUUCAAAUUAUGACUUAUCAUUGAAAAGUAUCAGUGCUGAAGAAGAAAAGAUUGAGGUCUUAGUAUUAGAAAAUGAGGUAAUUGAGCUCCAAGCUGAAAAAGAAGAAUUGUCUGACAAGUAUGAAAUAAUCAACAGUAAACUAGUUGGGGUAAAAACUGGAAAAAAAGAUUUAUUAGAAGAACAGAAAAAACUUCAAACUAUGUAUAUGAAGGCAGUUGAAGAUACAAAAACUAAGGUUGAUAGUGUUUUUUGUGCACAGCAAGACAAAUGGGCACUGGAAAAAAAGUUGGUUGGUACAUCACAUCAAUAUGAAACUGAAAUACAUCAACUAAAAUUAGAAUAUGAAAUUGAACAGAAGGAAUUUGAGCGUGUAGCGAGUAGCCUUAGAAAGGACCUAGAUACAGCAAGACAUGCAGUAAGAACUGCACAACUUAGAAUAGCAGAACUUAGUACUAAACUGGUUCAGAUGACAAAUAAAUGCCAAGAGCUAGGAAGUCAGAAUAGCAGUCUACAGAAUAAAAUGAAGGAUUUAAAUGAGGAAUACAGGACAAAAUUAAUGAAAUAUAUUUGUGAUAUUGCUAACUAUGUUGAGAAUAAAGCUACAUCAGAACAACAUUUGAAGACAGUGAUGACUGGACAGGUAGAGUCUGGCAUUGAAGACUUGAAAAAAGCAUUUAAAUUAAGAGAACAGCAACUAAGUACAGCGGCCAAGACUUUUAAACAACAAACAGAGAAGGUUGCAGUAAGACAUGAAGAAUUAUUGGUAGCUUACAGAUAUUUGAGAGAACAGAUUUCUUCAAAGCACAUAGUUGAUAUUGAUUUAGGAUUGGAUGAGUACCACCUGUCACUGCCACUUCAUGAAUUGGAAUCAGAAAAUAGAAGAGAGAUAAAUAGAUUAAAAGAUGAAAUAGAGAAAGUCAAAGCGAUGAGUUCUGUGCCGCUGCCUCCAGCUGAAAGUAUUACUACUCAGAAUCAAGAUGAUUCAAGAUGGAGCAAUUUGAGAAGUCGACUCAGAGAAUUUACUUUGAAUACCCAGCAAGAAUUAGAAGCUGAGAGAGCAGCAUUAUUAACCAGAUGUUAUAUAGCAGAGCAGCAGUUAGAAGAAUGUCAUUAUUAUAUUGAAACCCAUCUUACAAGAUACAAAACUGAAAACAACCAUCUACGUAAACUGCUCAACAUGGAUGAUAUUGAUGAUGUCACUAGUUUACAAAUAGCAAUGAAACACAACAGAAAUAAACCUAAUAUUAAUCAAUAA